Molecule: messenger RNA, 1029 nt
Organism: Entamoeba invadens IP1
Lineage: Eukaryota; Evosea; Mastigamoebida; Endamoebidae
Exons: 1
Coding region: 1-1029 (342 amino acids)
Cellular component (GO): cytoplasm; nucleus
Source: RefSeq, a predicted model, not a curated record
AUGCAACAAGUGAAGGCAAAGAGGUACGGCGCAAAGAAACAAACCCUUCGCCCGCAACAGAUAUCGAAGGGUAAAAGAAUCGUUGGGAUCAACGGCAUGUCGUACAACUUCGACACAAUCCUCGCGGUGUCUCUUCUCCGUCGCACGCGUGAUUUCGCGAAGUCCGAAAUUCGAUUUAUUAAAGCAAAAGAAGACAUGAAUGGGUGUGACAUGGUCUUAGGGUAUGGCGGGAUGUAUAAUGCUGACACUUUACGGUUCGACUAUCACCAGCACGACUUCAAAGAAGUGUUUUCGAAUAAAUCGAAGUACCCGAUGAGUAGUGCGGGGAUGGUAUUCAAGCGAUUUGGGAAAGAGAUAGUGAAGAGUGUGUUAGUGUCGCUCAGUGAAAAGUUUGAUAUGAACGUGUCGGAUGAAUUACUUAAUGUCGCGAAAGACGUCAUUUAUCAAAGCCUCAUCGAACCGGUUGAUGCGAUGACAAAUGGAUUUAGUAAAUUUGAUGAAACGCCGUUGUACUUAAACCCGACAGAUAGCUUUCGACUGAUGUCUGCACAAGAAAUGAAGAAUGAAAAUUUUGUGGAGGAAGUCGAAGAAACGGCGUCGACGUUUAUCAGUGAAAUGGAUGCACAUGUCCAGUCAAUUGAAUGUUAUCAACAGACCCUUUAUAAUGCAAAAAAGGCAUUGACAUUCAACGGGGAGAAAAGAAGAAUACUACUUGUGUCUGGAUUUAUACAAGUCGCUUACAUUCAAAGUAUUGAAAACAAACUGGGAGUACUCGGAAACUUCUUAUUUUAUAUUAGAGAGGGGAAAGCAAGAGUUACUAUUAGAACAGUAACAUCACCAGAAUCAGUAUUUGUGAAUAGAGCAGCUUUUCCUGAGAGUUGGAGAGGGCUUGAGAAUGAAGAGUUGGAAAAUGCUGUUGGUGAGGAAGGCGUCUAUUUCUGUCAUCACUCGGGAUUUAUGCUCACGUGCUCAACUACACAACAGGCUUUUAGGCUCUGCGCUAGAGUCAUCAAAGAACUUGGAUUAUGA